AUGACAACCACGAAUGUAAUGGUUGCUACCAAUACUACUUCCCAAUCCUCUGACCAGGUGAAUAUAACAUGGGACGACGCUACCUGGAUACUGACCAGCUCCUUCAUCAUAUUCACCAUGCAGUCGGGUUUUGGUUUACUAGAAGCUGGAGCUGUGACUAAUAAAAACGAGGUAAACAUCAUGGUUAAAAACGCAGCUGACGUCAUCUUUGGUGGUUUGACGUAUUGGGCGUUUGGGUUCGGCCUCAGUUUCGGACAGGAUCAAGGUGCAAACUUGUUUUGCGGUGUGGGGCACUUUUUUGUCGACGCAGAUGAGGAUCAAAUGGGAGUGGUGUUUUCAACGUUUGUGUUCCAGCUUUCCUUCGCCACCACCGCUACAACUAUUGUGUCUGGUGCAAUGGCGGAGCGAACUAAACUGUCGUCAUAUAUCAUCUUCAGUUGCGUCAAUACUGUGGUGUACUGUAUACCAGCACACUGGAUAUGGGACAAUUUAGGUUUUUUGCGCAAACUAGGUGUAAUAGACAUUGCUGGUUCCGGCGGUGUACAUUUAAUCGGAGGUAGUUCCGCGUUUGUGGCAGCAGCUUUGCUCAAACCAAGGUCAGGACGAUAUGACCAUGGACCAGACUCUUUACCCAUGGGGAAUCCCGUCAACUCCCUCCUGGGAACUUUCAUGUUAUGGUGGGGCUGGCUGGGGUUUAACUGCGGGAGUACAUUUGGUAUAUCUGGAGGGAAGUGGAAACUGGCUGCCAAAUCCGCCAUUGUAACGUUGUUAGGGUCUAUUGGAGGAGGUGUAAUAGGUAUUACGAUCAGUUACUUGACAAAGAAACGGAAAUUUGAGAUCGAAUACAUCGUAAACAGUAUUCUUGGAGGUCUCGUGGCAAUAACAGCAUCCUGCGCAAUCAUCAGACCGUGGGAAGCCCUUUUAGCAGGAGCUAUUGGGGGACUCAUCGGCAUUUACGCCCCCAAAUUCUUCAACUGGAUGCGAGUGGAUGACCCAGUGGGUGCCAUAUCUGUCCAUGGUGUCGCUGGAGUAUGGGGUUUGUUGGUAGUAGGUCUUUUCACGGAGAAAGAUAACUUGGAGAACCUGACGCUAGGACGCAGCGGCUUGGUACAUGGGGGUGGUUUCUACCUGUUGGGCGUCCAGACACUUGCCGCUGUUGUUCUCACUAUCUGGGCAGCCCUUUGUACGCUAAUUCUUCUUGUACCUAUCAAGUUGACUAUUGGUAUACGUUUGUCGCCCCAGGAGGAAUUACUGGGAGCGGAUUAUGUAGAACAUAACAUAAAACAAAAAGAAACCAACAUCAUUUUUUCUCGGCCGACUACUGCACGUGAUAGGGCCAGCAGGACCAACCUUAACAGUGUCGUGUGUGAACAAGUAUCUCAAAGGACUAGGUCACGUGCUGUCGCAUCGGUUUCGGAUGUAAUGCCUUUCACUGACUUCCCUGACCAAACCACCAAUUCGGCCGUGGAUUCCACCACAGUCUUGUCACGUGACAACCUACCAAAACAGAAACGCCCACGGAUUCCUUGUUUCUGUUGCAAGCUGAAGAACCGAGCGUUAGUUAACAGUACUUAA
This is a messenger RNA of Ylistrum balloti, 1575 nucleotides long. RefSeq names its product putative ammonium transporter 3. NCBI's taxonomy places the organism in Eukaryota, Metazoa, Mollusca, Bivalvia, Pectinida, Pectinidae. The record is from RefSeq and is a predicted model, not a curated record. Bases 1 to 1575 code for a protein of 524 amino acids. Gene Ontology annotation, biological process: ammonium transmembrane transport; ammonium homeostasis. Gene Ontology annotation, molecular function: ammonium channel activity. Gene Ontology annotation, cellular component: membrane. The transcript is spliced from 8 exons.